AUGAGCCACCACCGAUGGCUCUUGACCAUCCUGCUAGUAGUGGUGCUCCUGUGCAGUAGAGACUGUCAAGCAGCUACAAGUGGAUCAUUGGAAGAAGAGGCAACUUGUCCACAAUCAUCGUCGACCACUACAACCGGAUCUUGUACUAGUAGGCAAGACAAAGAUGUAAUGGCCCAAGCGGCAGACUUUCACGCCUUUAUUCGACACAUGUUUGAUACCAUUGAUGCCCAUGCUGCCACACUGACCAAACCGGACUUGAGGGCACAAGAAUCUCUAAUCCUGACAACCUGGCUCAACUACUUUGGCAUGGACCCUGCUGUCAUUACCCAAACACCCGCUCCCGAAAAUUGGCUGGAAACAGUGUACAUGCAUACCAAGCAACUGGCACCCUCGUUAUUCUUCAAGGUGUGGGAUGAACGGGCGAGGCCAACGCAAGAAGAAAUCCAAGUGCUCUUGGCCAUUGAUGAUUCGGCGGCGGUAGAAGCGGCCCGACAGGAACAUGACUAUGCCAACGUUCUCAUGAAUUAUUUAUUCAUGGAGUUUCGACAUCGAGGAUUUACCAUGGCCUUGUUGGAUACCUUUUGUCGUGUCAUGUUGGGACCCCUCAAGACGGUUGCCUACGCCAUUCCCUCCCAACAAAAUAUAGACUUGAUCGCCCAGUACGAACCUCUCAUUGAGGUGGGUGCUGGAACCGGAUACUGGAGUGCCAUCUUGCAACGACAAAAUGUGACCAUUACACCCUACGAUGCCGAUCCACCCCAAGAAGAAGGGGGAAUAUACUUUGAUCGGACUUACACACAUGUCCAAAAGGGAACUUGUUUGGAUGUAUUUCACAAGGACAACAACAAAAACAUAAUGACUAAUCACACACUCUUGCUGGUAUGGCCCAACAAUCCAGACAAUGUCGACAAUGCGCCCGAGUUUCAUUCCUCUCGACUACCUCCAGUUUGGGAUACUGCCUGUGUCCAAGCCUUUUUAGAGGCCGGAGGGACAACUGUGAUUUUGGUAGCGGAACGAGAGGAUAACAUUCACAUACUACCAAGUCAUCCUCAAAAUCCAACCCAACCAGAUUCUGGAUUGUGUGCCACUCGAGCCCUGCAAACGUUGUUACGGACAGAGUUUGAUCUGGUUCAUCAAAUGGACAUUCCAACGUGGUAUUACAGUGAUGAUCUGACUGUCUGGGUCAAGAAAACAGAAAGCAAGAAGUGA
This is a messenger RNA of Seminavis robusta, 1209 nucleotides long. The record is from the annotation of a GenBank genome assembly. NCBI's taxonomy places the organism in Eukaryota, Bacillariophyta, Bacillariophyceae, Naviculales, Naviculaceae.